CGCAGCGGCCACGUCAGCCGCGGGGCCGCCCCGCCCUCCUCCGGCUCGGAGCCGGAUCCCGGCGCGGGCCGCCCUUCCGCCCGGGGCCGGGGGGGAGGCGCCGCUGCCCCGCGCCCCAUCCGCCGCGCGCCGCGCUCUGCUGCUCUCCCUGCAGCCCGAUUGUAACUUGUGACAUGGAGUAGGACCACCAGCAUUUUCAAGAGCUCCAUCAUACAUGCGGCUAUAUCUCUGAAUCUCAGUGGAUUUUACUGGACGCUCUUCCCAAAGCCUGUUCAAAUCAGAACCUGUAAACUUUACAAAAGCUUCAUAAUGGAGUCCUUGCUAUCCAAAGGAGAUUAUACUACAUGUUCCAAAAGGUCUUUAUUGCUAGUUUUAGUAUGUCUCAUUGUUCUUGUGUGCACUGAUCAGGACUACUAUAGUUUACUUGGAGUAUCCAAAGAAGCAAGUAGUAGAGAAAUACGACAAGCAUUCAAAAAACUGGCAUUAAAGUUACACCCUGAUAAAAAUCAGAAUGAUCCAAAUGCACAUGAAAAUUUCUUGAAAAUAAAUAGAGCCUAUGAAGUACUUAAAGAUGAAGAACUACGGAAGAAGUAUGAUAAAUAUGGAGAGAAAGGUCUUGAAGAUCAGCAGCAAGGAGGUCGUUAUGAAAGCUGGCACUAUUAUCGCUAUGAUUUUGGUAUUUAUGAUGACGAUCCUGAAAUUAUAACAUUGGAUAGAGGAGAAUUUGAUGCUGCUGUUAACUCUGGAGAACUGUGGUUUGUGAACUUUUAUUCUCCUCGAUGCUCCCACUGCCAUGACUUAGCACCAACGUGGAGGGAAUUUGCAAAGGAGAUGGAUGGAGUAAUACGCAUUGGAGCUGUCAACUGUGGAGAUAAUAGAAUGCUUUGCCGAAUUAAAGGGAUUAACAGUUAUCCCAGUCUGUACAUUUUCAAAACUGGAAUGCAACCAGUGAAGUAUUAUGGAGACAGGUCAAAAGAGAGCUUAAAGAACUUUGCCAUGCAGUAUGUUACAAGCACAGUCACUGAGUUAUGGGCAGGAAACUUUGUUAAUGCCAUUGAAACUUCAUUUGCUUCUGGCGUUGGUUGGCUGAUCACCUUCUGUGCUGAACGUGGGGAUUGCUUGGGUUACCAAACACGCCUUAAGCUAGCUGGCAUGCUGGAAGGUCUUGUUAAUAUAGGCUGGCUGGAUUGUGGGACCCAGGGUGAGCUUUGUGAUAAUUUAGAUAUCUCCUCUAGUACUACAGCUUACUUUCCACCUGGAGCCACCAUAAAUAACAAAGAGAAAGGAGGUGUUUUGUUUCUGAGCUCCUUGGAUGCCAGAGAAAUAUAUCAGGAAGUAAUGCAGCACCUGCCAGACUUUGAAAUUAUCUCUGCAGCGUCAUUAGAGGACCGUCUGGCUCAUCACCGAUGGCUGAUUUUUUUCCAGUUUGGAGAGAAUGAUAAAUCAAAAUUACAGGAAUUUAAGAAACUUAAAUUUUUACUUAAAGGUGAACAUAUUCAGGUUGGCAAGUUUGACUGUCUUUCCUCGCCAACUGUGUGCAACAAACUAUAUGUCUAUCAGCCUUCUUUAGCAGUCUUCAAAGGAAGAGGAACUGGAGAUUAUGAAAUUCAUCAUGGAAAGAAGAUCUUAUAUGACAUUGUUGCAUUUGCCAAAGAAAGUGUCAACUCACAUGUUAUGACACUGGGACCCCAGAAUUUUCCUGACAAAGAAAAGGAACCAUGGCUUGUGGAUUUCUUUGCACCGUGGUGUCCUCCUUGUCAAGCUUUGUUACCAGAGCUGAGAAAAGCAUCAAAACAUCUAUAUGGUCAGCUUAAAUUUGGAACACUAGACUGUACUGUCCAUGAAGGGCUUUGCAACAUGCAUAACAUUCGAGCUUAUCCAACAACGGUUGUGUUCAAUCAGUCUGAUGUUCAUGAAUAUGAAGGACAUCACUCUGCUGAGCAGAUCUUGGAGUUUAUAGAGGAUCUUAGGAACCCAUCAGUGGUCUCCCUAACACCAGAGACAUUUGUUGAAUUAGUUCAGAGGAGAAAACGAGAGGAGACCUGGAUGGUUGACUUCUACGCUCCGUGGUGUGGCCCUUGUCAGGCUUUAAUGCCAGAAUGGAAAAAAAUGGCCAGGAUGUUAAAUGGAUUAAUCAGUGUAGGCAGCGUGGAUUGUCAAAAAUAUUAUUCUUUCUGCCACCAAGAAAGUGUUCGGGGAUAUCCUGAAAUAAGACUCUUUCCUCAAAAAUCAAACACAGCUCAUCAAUAUUAUAGCUACAAUGGAUGGCACAGAGAUUCAUAUUCACUGAGGGGCUGGGCAUUGGGAUAUUUACCACAAGUUUCUGUGGACCUGACUCCUCAGAGUUUCACAGAAAAAGUUCUGAAUGGAAAAGAUCACUGGGUUAUUGAUUUUUAUGCUCCUUGGUGUGGACCUUGCCAAAGUUUUGCUCCUGAAUUUGAGAUCCUUGCAAGGACUGUUAAAGGAAAAGUAAAAGCUGGAAAAGUAGACUGUCAGGCAUAUGCUCAGACCUGUCAAACUGCUGAUAUCAGAGCCUACCCUACUGUUAAGUUUUAUCCCUACCAAGGAACAAAGAAAAAUGUUCUUGGCGAAUAUAUAGACAGCAGAGAUGCAAAAGGCAUUGCUGACAUCUUGAAUGAAAAAUUAGAAGCAAUUCAAAAUAAAGGAAAAAGAAAAAAAUCUAGAAAUAAGGAUGAACUCUAAGUGGUACCGGAGGUAGAUAUGAUUCAAAAUAUUCUGAAGCUGUGAAUAUAGAAGACACCAUGAGGAAAAUAUAAGGCUGAGUAUAUUCACAACAGGACAAAAGAGAACUAGUUUGCAUUCACAGGCAUAUUUGACUGGUUUAAACUGUAGGGAGAUGAAAGCAUUUUGGUUUUGGUGGAGGCAUUCAACAUUUCUGAAAAUGAAUUCCACAUGUUCCUCUUCUGAUAGACCAACUACCUUCUUCCUAGUUAAACGGGGGAGUUGACCAGAGAUGUGGACUGUAUCACUUUCGCCUACCCAUUUACUAGUUCCUUAUAUUUUUCUGUCUCUUUUCAAAUGCUUUUUGAAUGUGGCACUCAGCCUGUGGCUGAAUAUGCACUCAAACCACUCUGCAAUGCAGAAACACAAUGAGGGAUUGUCUAUUUGAGAGACAAACAGUUUUACCUGAUGAUUAUUCUGCUUUGAGGUUACAUUAUUGGCUAAUUGCUAAAGAAUAAAAUUAAGGAUAAAAGACCUGUCCUGUUAGGAUAGGCUUAUUGAAUUACUCCUGCCCUUGAGUGGAUUACUGUGUUGUGGCACUGGUGGUGGUACCUGUAUGAACAAAACUUUGAAGACUUUCUUUGGUUGUUUGGUUUGGGUUUUUAAUUUUCUUUUUAAAUAAUCAAAAAAAAAAAAAUCAAAGACUUCAAACUCAGUGUUCCAUUGACUUUCAAAAUUUAAGUUAUAUCAUAGAAGCAUCUCCUUAAGUUAUUAGGUCAUAACUUUAAUAUUGUCUUUUUAAAUAUGAACGUAUUCUGUGGGCAUAUUUAGCCUCUUUUGGUAUUACCACUUUUCCUUUCUCUGGAGACAUGUUUUGGGAGUUUUGUUAGUUUGUUUAUAUAUAAACUUUAGGCAAGCAGGAUAGCAAGUGCCUUUUUUAAUUUAAUAGUGAACACUGUACAUUGCAAGGUCUCCUCAUACAUCUUAAUAGGAUUCUCACUCUUUAGAGUAAUAUUUUUCAUAGCUUCUCAAUACACAAGAAAAAUUACAGAAGAUGACAAUGUCUGCAUUUAGGAGUUCAACGUUGAAAUGUUUCAUGUUUUCAAUAAAAUGCUGCUGAGAACAUGUCAGAUGAACCUUCCUCCGUGCUCUUCAUGUACUUGGAUUUGUGUUGACUCGUCACUGUAGUGUGAAUACUAAAAACUUGUAAAUAUGUUAUCUACAAGUAAUUUAUUUUAUAAAGAAGGCAGCAAGAAAUAGAAGGAAGAGAUUCAUCUAACUUUGAGAUAAUCAGAAAUUCUCCUAUGUUCAGGGCUGCCUCUCUCACUCUGUGGUUUUGCAGUGUGUUAAUCCAAGGAAGAAGAGAAUGUAGUGCAUCCAUUUUUUAAUGAAGAUGACCUUCCCACAUACAAAUCAAACUUCAAACUCAAAUCACAGUAAAAAAUAAAAUUUUGGUAUUUUGAGACUUUAAUACGAAGUCUAUUUUGGUCAGGUUUUGCACAUAUGCUUAACUGUUAAUUCCAUUCCCACCUCCUACUUUCUUCCUGGAGAAAGAGAUCAUGGUUUACAUACUCCAGAAUCCUUAAAUCUAAUCAAAAUCAAUCUACUUCAAGCAUUUGUACAGUUCAGGGUGUUUUUUGUUCCUGUUAAUGUGCAGUUUCUUUUAUUUCUGCUCACGGGAAUAGACUAGUAAGACAGGAAAAAAAAAAAAUGCUUCACAGCCAUCUCACAUUAAGAUGGUGACAUACAAACUUUCUGGCUUUGCUAUGGCUGUAGUCAUACUUCAGUAUUUUAUGAUGUUACUUUAGUAUUUCCUUUUGGUUUAGGCAUUUGAAGCACAUAGGUAACUACUAUGAAAAGACAACACUACUAUCGUCAUCAAAAUAUUCUCUACACUGACUUAUUAUGUCCAAGCCACUGGUUUUGAAACAUUUAGGCUGUGGAGAAGUGGAUUUAGUUUAAAUAUCAUCACAGCUCAUUUUUAAGAUUUAACUCUAUAUUAUGAUAUUCUCUUUGCAUCCAUUAUUUAAAAAUUUCUAAGCUAAAGGCCAAAUGGAUGUGUAUGGGGAUAAUUAUUUUCAGAACAGAAAGAGAGUAUGAGCUGUAGAUGAUGUAGGUUUCUAACAAGCUUUUCCAAGUUUUCAUGUUUUUUUUUUUUUGCCACCUGCCCUUUCUGGCAGUUUUCAGUAAGCAGCUUUGGGAAAUACAAAUGAGUAAUAAAAUCUUGCCUUUAUCCCUUGCCAUACAAGGAAAUAAAUAAAACCUUUUAUAUGUACUUGUAUCUCUGACCUUCUCUAAGGACAAAUUUACCUAAUUACAUGAUCCAAUUUUUUAGGUAUCAAGGGUUUAAACAGGUUAGUCAAGAUGCUUCUGGAGCAGCACUAUUUGUAAAUAAGAACAUCCUGAAGUAGUCAGGUCCCUUACUUUUCUCCUGUAGAAUGAUGGAGAUGUCAACAUUGCCUCAUUCUUCAGAAAUCAAAUUAAAACAAAAACAAAAAAAACAAAAACAAAAAAACCACCACCAAACUACAACAACCACCCAGAAUAAUCAAAAAUCUUCUCAGAAUGCAAUGAACUGUAUUCGUUAACAAAUAUUUUGGAAUAUACUCCCCCAUCCUAAAUGCCACACGUAGUUCAAGACAAAUACUUUAAGUUCAUUUCAUAUUUUUAAAGAAAACCCUUCAAAUUCACAUAUCUACGCAAUAAACCAAGUGGAAGACAAAUCCAAAACAGUACAUGAAUGAAUGCUCCAAUUUACGUUCCACUAUCCCUGCCUCCCAAGAGUAAAUUUCGGUUUCACUCUCAUGACCCACAUUGUUCUCCUUAUCCCUGUACCUACCUGUUGAUAGUGUUUAUUAUCCCUUAUUCUUUCACUCCUUUCCUAGCAUCACUCUCUAGUGUGACUGUUCAACAGGAUGGACAAGUGUGAUGACCUGAGGUUUUGACUGAAUGCUACAAAAAAAUCUUAAGUCAAAGCAGGGCACGAGCACUCCCCAGAGCCUCUCUUGCUUAUAACUUGCUGGGGUAUUAAGUAAAAAUUGGCAGCCUUGCCAGAACUUCUGAGAUUACAAGUAGCAGACCAUGAGGCUGUCUUUGUACCUUUUCCUUCUUGCAUAAUUACACAUGCACAAAGAAAGGGCAACACA
Cuculus canorus (common cuckoo) is the source of this 5828-nucleotide messenger RNA. It is a transcript of the gene DNAJC10, whose product is annotated as DnaJ heat shock protein family (Hsp40) member C10. The record is from RefSeq and is a predicted model, not a curated record. NCBI's taxonomy places the organism in Eukaryota, Metazoa, Chordata, Aves, Cuculiformes, Cuculidae. The transcript is spliced from 23 exons. Gene Ontology annotation, molecular function: disulfide oxidoreductase activity. The coding region runs from base 310 to 2703 and encodes 797 amino acids. Gene Ontology annotation, biological process: protein folding in endoplasmic reticulum. Gene Ontology annotation, cellular component: endoplasmic reticulum.